CACCCAACUGAGUUUAGACACAAACCCACCAGGAGAAAAAAAAAAAAGAGUCAAGAAAAUGAUGAAAUAUGGAGAGAUAUCGCAUUUUAGUCACCCAAACCACAAACUCAAGUUCGACUUCACUGAUAUCCCAUUCAAAUGCGACGGAUGCAAGGAGAUCGGCGUCGGCUCCCGGUACCACUGCCCGUGCGAUUUCGAUCUCCACGCUCACUGUGCCUUGCCCUUCUCCUCGGCCGCCCCCUUAACGCACCCGUUCUACAAGAAAUGCUCGUUCGAGUUCUUGUCUCGGCCGCCGGGAAAGAGCCCUAGGUAUUGCAAUGCGUGUGAAAAGGACGUCGCGGGGUUCGUGUACCAUUGCAGGGAAUGUGGGUUCGAUCUCCAUCCGUGCUGCGCAAUGCUUCCUAUGGCGCUGGAUGAUGGAGAGCUCAAGCUUUACUUGUACCGUAAAGUGAGUUCCCCCUGUUUGAGGUGUGGGAGAAAAGGCCGAAGUUGGAGUUAUAGGUCAUCGUGCAAGAAAUACAAUAUACACGUGGCGUGCGUACGGGAGAUGCUGGUGGAGAACUGGAGAGAGCUGUACAAUGGGCAAAACGGUAAAAGCGCAGGAGGUCGGAUACCUAGCUUGAAGAAUACGCACCAGCACCGCCACCGAAGCAAAGGAAAGGUGCACAAGUGCUGCGAGAUCGCCGGAAUCGCCGUACAGUUCGUCAUCUCCGCCGUGCUCGGUGACCCCACCGCCAUAAUCGCCGGCGUCAUCGGAUCCCUCAUCUCCAGAGCCUGACACACAUCUUCCGGGGGUAAUUUCGUCCUUUUCGCUUUGCGUUCAGCACUUGGCGUACGCAUAUAUGUGUGUGUGUAUUGGCGUACGUGUGUACAUAUGUGCGGGCCUCUUGUGAAUGAAUAAAACAGCACAUUAGGACAUUACACUAUUAGAUAAAACGUAUGGUUACUAUUAUAAUAUUGUAUAAAAUUUAAUCUACAGUAAAAAAAUUAAUUAAAUUGAUGGAAAUUUUAAUUAUAUGUGAAUUUGGAAAAUUAUAGUUAUUUUAUAUAUUAACCUUUUGGAUUGAAUAGCCCAAGUUCAAGCAGGCAGGUGCAAUGGAUUGACAAACCGAUAUCCCCCCUUAGGUGACAGAAUCUUUGACUUCCCCCUGUCUCCGUACAGAAUCUGCAUGCUGAGCUGGCACACAUUACAACCAUCUACGGGCUAAUAAUAAGAUUCGACCUCCCACAAGGCAUCACUCGAGUUCUUUUUCAGAAGAACAGGACGAGCCAAAGCCGCAGCAGCCAGAACCAGCAGGAUGGAUCGGACUGGUCAUACACGCGAAACAUUCAGAUGCUGCUAUGGAUCACCCGUGAAGUCACAUGGCACUGGUCUGGCCUGUCGGAUGGGACAUAGAUCUAAGAUCCACCGACGGCGAGGAGACGAGAUCAUACCUUACUCAGAUAACCUGAACGACGUUCAGAUAAACCGAAAACCAGUUUAUGUUUUACUGAUAGGAAAAACUGCUCCUUAUAUAGGAGUUACAGUUGAAAAGAAACUAGGAAAUCUUAUCUCUAUGUUCCCUAAAUCAGGAUAAAUGGAAAAUACCCAAGAAUUCGUUAUUAA
Molecule: messenger RNA, 1606 nt
Organism: Tarenaya hassleriana
Lineage: Eukaryota; Viridiplantae; Streptophyta; Magnoliopsida; Brassicales; Cleomaceae
Exons: 2
Coding region: 59-778 (239 amino acids)
Source: RefSeq, a predicted model, not a curated record